Molecule: messenger RNA, 1172 nt
Organism: Patiria miniata (bat star)
Lineage: Eukaryota; Metazoa; Echinodermata; Asteroidea; Valvatida; Asterinidae
Exons: 1
Coding region: 260-1168 (302 amino acids)
Source: RefSeq, a predicted model, not a curated record
UUUGAGCUGAUGGAUCAUCCCGGUCGAGGACGAUGGGAAAAAGUUCCAUUGAAGAAUUCUACUGUUGUAUUCUGCUACAGUCGAUGACCACAGACUAGAUUCUAUUAGGACACUGGGCAGGCUUGUCACUUUGUCAAGUGUUGCAUGUUGAUGCGUAUAUAAGGAUUUCUAGCCAAAAUACCCUGAGGAUUGGACUAUUAAAGACAGCAGUGACUAUAAAAUUAUUACACUCUUGAACGUCUGUGUACAAGACACACAGAUGGGUGGUCCUGUUAAAGUUAUCAUCUGGGCGUCGCCCCGCACAUGCUCCACAGCUCUCCUCAAGUGCUUGAGCAGUCUCCCAAAUGCCAAGGUCUUUGAUGAGUUGUACAGCAUUGCAUUUCUACUCGGGCCUGACCGACUGGAUCAGAGGCCGACCGGAGAGGAGCCUCAAGCUAGCCAGGCAAGACAGGGCAAGGGAUUUGCCUUCCCAAGCUCCAUCUGUACCUACGAGUGGAUCAAGGAGACCCUCCAGCAGGAUUACCCUGGCGAACAGGUCAUCAUCUCCAAGGAGAUUGUUUACUGUCUCAACCAAAAGUAUGAUUGCCUCCCGGAGGGUUACCGCCAUGUCUUCCUGCUGCGACAUCCAAGUAAGGUCUUCCCCUCCUGGAAGAAGCUCACCUAUGAGGUUUCAAAGCAGUUCUCAACUGAGGUUCCGGAAACUCUGGAUGAGUUUAUCUUUGAUCAGCAACCCCCGCACCUGUUGCCCCCUGGGAUGUCCUUCAAGGAGGCCUACGAUCUGUACCAAUAUGUCAAGGAGAAGAAGCUGGAUGUCGAUCCAGUUAUCAUAGAUGCUGACGAUCUUGUCCAGAACCCAGCAGCCAUCGUUUCAGCGAUGUGUGCCAAGCUGGGGAUCCAAUACACUGAGUCCCUCUUGACCUGGGACAAGGGUACAGACAUCGUGGACACUUGGACUGUUGGCAUCGCGUUUAAAAAUAUCAUUCAACACUCUGAGGCCUAUAAAAACUUCCGGAACAGCACUAGCUUCCGCCGACCAGAGUUGGAGAAACAGGCUACCGCAAGGCCUGUUGAGUCAAGAGUCACCCCAGAUAUUGAGCGCUGUGUCAGCUUCAGCAUGCCGUUCUAUCAACAAAUGUACGAGCAACGCUUACAGUUCGACAAGAUUUAAGAUA